Molecule: messenger RNA, 1520 nt
Organism: Sphaeramia orbicularis (orbiculate cardinalfish)
Lineage: Eukaryota; Metazoa; Chordata; Actinopteri; Kurtiformes; Apogonidae
Product: KRAB-A domain-containing protein 2-like
Exons: 3
Coding region: 33-1298 (421 amino acids)
Biological process (GO): DNA integration
Molecular function (GO): nucleic acid binding
Source: RefSeq, a predicted model, not a curated record
GUGCUGAUAGCAUAAAUUAGGUUGAUCAAGUGAUGGCAGAGGAGCAGGAGCAGCAGAAAGCAGAAUUCUACAGACUGGUUGAAGAGCAGAUCACCAGCCUUGGGCAGAAGAAGAAGGACAGCUACUACAUCACUCAAGAAAGAUACGACAAGGCUGUACAGGCACUACAACAAGCUAAGGGGGUGAAGUGCCAAGAUGGGGCCACAUUCAAGUUCUGGGCUAUGAAGAACUUCACCCUCCAAGAAAUUGGAGCCAAGAAGAUUCUCUACUGCCAGAAGUCUUCCCGUCCUGUUGUCACCAAGGAAGAUAUCUUUGACACAAUAAAAUGCUGCCACUCCAGAGUGGGUCACUCUCGUCGUGACAAGACUUGGGAUGAAAUCAAGAGCAACUACUCAUGGGUUCGUCAUGACCUUGUUCAGCUCUACCUCCGCACCUGCCGAGAGUGUUCCACACGGGUUCCACUGAAGAAACCACCUGCGGGGAGACCCAUCAUCUCACUUGGCUUUAUGACAUGCAUGCGGAUAGACCUGAUCGACAUGACCAGCCGGCCAGACCACGACUACAAAUGGAUUCUCCACAUGCGGGACCACUUCACAAAGUUCAGCUGGACCCAUCCCCUGACUUCUAAACGAGCUUCUGGGGUAGCUGAGAAGCUCAUGCAGACCUUCUGCUUGUUCGGUUCACCACAUAUACUACAAUCCGACAAUGGAAAGGAAUUCGUCGCUGGAGUCAUCAAUCAGCUGACUGAGAAGUGGCCAGGCCUGGUCAUCAUUCAUGGUCGGCCGUGUCACCCACAGUCCCAGGGAUGUAUUGAGCGGGCCAAUGGAGAUCUGCAGAUGAAGCUGGGGAAGUGGCUUGAAGAAAAUCCAGACAAAGGUUGGUCUGAAGGACUUCAACACGUCACCUAUGCCAUUAACACAUCAGUCAGUGCAACGACAGGAAAAUCACCGUACGCAGUUGUCUUCGGACAAUCUCCACGCACACACUGCGCCAAAUUGGAGAUUUUGGCAGAGCAAGGACUUGAGCAUGAAGAGGACAUUCCAGAUUUCUUCACAACCACCAGAGAAUCUGAGCAACCUGAGCAGCUGACACCACCUUCCCCCAACCAGACCCCAGACAACUCAAUACAAGACCCAGAACCAUCCAGCAGCCAGCAGUCCUUAGAGCAGGAAGCCACAACAGUGCCAAUGAAGAAUGGAAGAGAUUACAGUGCACGGGAAGAUCUACGACCCAGUGUACGAGCAAGUGUUCCACAUUACCAACGUCCUGGAGCCAACCCACAUACCAGCACUUUGUAACCCAUUUGAAGAACCUCUGGCCGAAGGACAGUAUGUUGUUUGGGACUUUAUACAAACAUCACCUGUGGAUGCAGACACCCGGCAUGCAAAGAUCCGUAAAACUGCGACAGAGAAGUAUCUGAAAGCUGCGAACAGACAACAAAAGAACUUAGAUGCGAGAGUGAAAAGCCUUGUGAAAACCUACAAUCCAGGUGACACAGUUGGUAUCCAUGUCAACGAGGC